GGACUAAGAAGGAGCAUGGAGGCACUGAGAGAGUCUUUUCUGCAUUUGACUUUUCAGAUGUCAACGUAUAAGCGAGCCACGCUGGAUGAGGAGGACCUGGUGGACUCCACCGGUGAAGACAUCUACCCAUCAUCACCCAUGCAGGUGACUCUUCUGCGCGGCCGCGGUGCCUCAUGUUGGCCCGAGAGGACUCAGAGAGAGAGGAGGCUGCUGUUUCUAGUGUGUGUGGUGUCUGUGGGUCUGUUCAUAUCCCUCAUCACGACCGGUGUCUUCUACAAACAGACUCACCCGGGUUUGUGCCUAACAGAGCCAUGCAUCACUGUGGCCAGUACAAUCAUGGGAGCCCUGGACCGCUCCGUAGACCCCUGCCACGACUUCUACAACUUUGCCUGCGGGGGCUGGGUGAAGAACAAUCCCCUCCCUGAGGGCAAGUCCCGCUGGGGACCUUUCAGCAACCUGUGGGAACACAACAUGCUUGUAAUGAAGCAUUUAUUAGAAAAUAAAACAAUGAAGGGUUUGAGUAAGGCUGAGGAAAAGGCCCAGCGAUAUUAUCAGGCCUGUAUGAACGAAGCCAAGAUUGAGGAAUUAGGAGCUCAGCCGCUACAGGACCUAAUCAGACAGAUAGGAGGGUGGGCCUUGACCGAAUCCUGGGACAAGGAUAACUUUCAGGAAGUUCUGCGCACAGUGUCAGCAAACUAUCACACCUCGCCUUUCUUCACAGUGUUUGUCAGCACUGACUCCAAAAACUCCAACAGUAAUAUCAUCCAGGUGGAUCAGUCCAGCCUGGGACUACCUUCACGGGAUUACUACCUCAACAAAACAGCAAAUGAAAAGUAUCUGACGGCAUACCUCAACUUCCUGGUGGAGUUAGGGGAUCUUCUCGGUGGCUCGGCGGAAACGUCUCGAACGCUGAUGGAGGAGAUUGUGGACUUUGAAACCACCCUGGCUAACAUCACAGUCCCUCAGGAGGAGAGAAGAGACGAGGAGCUCAUCUACCAUAAGAUGGAGGCCAAAGACCUGACGACUUUGGCUCCUGCUGUGGACUGGAUGCCGUACCUCACAGAAGUGUUUGCUCCUGUACCACUCAACAAGUCAGAGCCGGUGGUUGUUUAUGCCAAAGAAUACCUCCAGAAAGUUUCUGACCUCAUAAUUAAGACAAAUAAAAGCCUACUCAACAACUACAUGAUAAUGAAAGUGGUGAGGAAGAUGGUCUCCAUUUUGGACCAGAGGUUUCAGGAUGCUGAGCAGCGCUUCCUUGAGGUCAUGUACGGAACCAAGAAGAGCUGCACUCCGCGCUGGAAGCUGUGCGUCAGCGACACAGACAGCGCCCUGGGCUUCGCUCUCGGAGCCAUGUUUGUCAAAGCCACCUUUGCUGAGGACAGCAAGGCCAUUGCUGAAGAUAUGGUUGGAGACAUCAAAUGGGCGUUUGAGGACAGCCUGAAGUAUGUGAGCUGGAUGGACUCUGAUACAAAAAAAGCAGCAAAAGAAAAGGCAGAUGCAAUAUACAACAUGGUUGGAUAUCCAGAGUUCAUCAUGAAUACCACAAAGCUGGACAAAGUGUUCAAUGAUUUUGAAGUGGUGUCAGAGCUGUACUUCCAAAAUGUCAUGCAGUACUACAACUUCUCAGCCAGAGUGACAGCGGACCAGCUGAGGAAAACUCCAAACAGAAACCAGUGGAGCAUGACCCCUCCAACCGUGAACGCAUAUUACAACCCGACCAAGAACGAGAUGGUUUUGCCAGCAGGAAUCCUUCAAGCUCCGUUCUAUAGUCGUUCAUGGCCUAAAGCUCUUAACUUUGGUGGAAUUGGAGUAGUGAUGGGACAUGAACUGACUCAUGCUUUUGAUGACCAAGGGAGAGAAUAUGACAAGGACGGAAACCUGCGUUCCUGGUGGAAGAACUCGUCCGUGGAGGCCUUCAAGAAGCAGACCCAGUGCAUGGUGGAGCAGUACGGUAACUACAGUAUCAACCAGGAGCCUCUGAAUGGAAGACACACCCUGGGAGAAAACAUCGCUGACAACGGUGGACUCAAAGCUGCCUACAAGGCUUAUGUGAACUGGAUCAAAAAGAACGGAGAGGAGGCCAAGCUGCCUGCCCUGGGAAUGACAAACCAUCAGCUGUUUUUUGUGGGAUUUGCACAGGUAUGGUGCUCUGUAAGGACACCUGAAAGCUCGCAUGAGGGCGUAAUCACGGAUCCUCACAGUCCAUCGAGAUUCAGAGUCAUCGGCACCAUCUCCAACUCACAGGAAUUCUCAAAGCACUUUGGAUGCAAAGCAGAUGCUCCCAUGAACCCGAAACACAAGUGUGAGCUUUGGUGAUGCCUUUACUGCUCAGUGCUGUUUGUCAGCACAGAGCGAAACUGAUGUUUGGCAAAGCGACUCAAGAUGCUGACAAAGCCUCUCUGUAUAAGGAAUGCAAGAACCACUGACUAUCCUACUGCCUUGCCACUCAUUGCUUAUCAGGCUGCUUAUCAGGACAAAAUGUGCCUGCUCUAUAUGGAGGAUUGCAAACUUCAGUGCUUCUCGGCAAGGACUGGUGGUUUAGCAAACAGCUUUCCACAACUUCUGACGUCAAAUGUAGCUAUAAAUGUGCUUUUUGAACACUGGAAACCCAACAUGUGGUUACAAAAAAAUGGGUGAACCCACUCUCAAAUUUUUGUAAACCGCUCGUUUGUCACGUAAAGUGAUAAACAAAGUGACGUUUCUUUUUCUUGUAACUUUUCACUGUGCUUGGAUUUGCUCCUGUUUACUUUCAUGUAUUUUUAUUUAUGGUCACAAUUUUAUAUGACAGUGAACCAGGGACCUGUUUAACCUGAUGAAAAAUUAAAAAUCUGGUCUACAUUCAUGGACUUUAAAAGCCAUGUCUUAUGAAUGGGUAUACAUGUUUUAAUACAAUAGCAAAGGUUUGUCUUUGAAGAACAGAAAUAUAUUUUGUGUACAAUCUUUGUGUACAACAUUUUUAUAGAGAUUAAGUAUUGAUGGGAUAUUUCUGUUUUUCAAACUUAUUUUCGGACCUGGUAUCACAUUGAAGGUAUUUCAUUUCUGUAAUGGAAGACCAAUACAAAUCAGUAAAAGAUUGAAGAAAUUAAGAAAUUCACAACAAAGCAUUAACUGUUUUUUCAUUCAGAAGCUAUUUAGGCUCAAAUAUGAUGUGUCAUACUUCUUUUUAUGAGUAAAAGUCUGUCACAAAUUAUUUUGUAUAGUAAAACCAAUCAUAAAACGU
Scomber scombrus (Atlantic mackerel) is the source of this 3220-nucleotide messenger RNA. It is a transcript of the gene ece1, whose product is annotated as endothelin converting enzyme 1. The record is from RefSeq and is a predicted model, not a curated record. NCBI's taxonomy places the organism in Eukaryota, Metazoa, Chordata, Actinopteri, Scombriformes, Scombridae. Gene Ontology annotation, molecular function: metalloendopeptidase activity. The transcript has 18 exons. Gene Ontology annotation, cellular component: plasma membrane. Gene Ontology annotation, biological process: peptide hormone processing. Bases 16 to 2316 code for a protein of 766 amino acids.